This is a messenger RNA of Empidonax traillii (willow flycatcher), 692 nucleotides long. RefSeq names its product pentatricopeptide repeat-containing protein 1, mitochondrial-like. Gene Ontology annotation, biological process: tRNA 3'-end processing. The record is from RefSeq and is a predicted model, not a curated record. Gene Ontology annotation, molecular function: tRNA binding; protein binding. NCBI's taxonomy places the organism in Eukaryota, Metazoa, Chordata, Aves, Passeriformes, Tyrannidae. The coding region runs from base 18 to 692 and encodes 224 amino acids. Gene Ontology annotation, cellular component: mitochondrial matrix. The transcript has 2 exons.
GGGGCGGCGGGCUCGCCAUGAGCUCGCUGCGGCUCCUCGUCCCGCGCUGGUGCCGCGGUGCCUUCCCGGCCGUGCUGCGGGCGCGGGGCGCGGCCCCCGGGGGUGGCUCCGGGCCGGCCCCGCUCCUGCCCCGGCCCCCCGGCCAGGCCCUGCUGGCACGGCUGUGCAGCUCCUCGCAGCCCUCCUGCAAACUGCCCGGGAGCGGCCCCAGGGACGUCGCUGCUGGCAGCUGCACUGCAGCCCCUGAGGAGGAGGAGGAGGAGGAUGAAGGCGUGGAGUUCGGGACGCUGUCUGAUAAGUUUUCGUCUAGAAAGUAUUACCACAAAGCCUCAUCACGCUUUUGGGAUUUAAAGCUUCAAGGAGAAGAAGAAGAAGAACCAGAAAGGAAACCUCGACGCGGCCCUAAGAACACCCCGUACUGGUACUUCCUACGGUGCAAGGCCCUCAUCAAAGAGGACAAGCUGGCAGAGGCUCUGGAGCUGUUUGAGGUGCAGAUGCUGAAGGAGGAGCGUGUCUGGCCAGAGGAAAGUAAUUACACCGUUCUCAUUGGUGGCUGUGGCAGGGUUGGCUACGUGAAAAAGGCAUUCAGGCUGUACAAUGACGUGAGUUUAAGUUCUCUCUCAAAACGUUUUCCCAGCCUAAAACUGAUCCAAAAAUUCCAUUGCUUCACUUCGUCUCCGAAACGCCUUUGA